Micromonas commoda is the source of this 1443-nucleotide messenger RNA. RefSeq lists its product with no specific name. Bases 1 to 1443 code for a protein of 480 amino acids. The transcript has a single exon. NCBI's taxonomy places the organism in Eukaryota, Viridiplantae, Chlorophyta, Mamiellophyceae, Mamiellales, Mamiellaceae. Gene Ontology annotation, molecular function: imidazoleglycerol-phosphate dehydratase activity. The record is from RefSeq and is a predicted model, not a curated record. Gene Ontology annotation, biological process: L-histidine biosynthetic process.
AUGGCAUCAUCCGCCGCGCCGUUCGCGGCGCCGUUCGCCGUUCGCGGGACCCCCGCGACGAACCCCGGGAGGCGGCCCUCCCGCGCCGGGGCGCACCGCCGAUCCCGAGGAUCGCGCGCGCCCCGAGCCGCCGUCGCGGCGCCCGCGGUGUCCUGGCCCGACGGCACCGGCCGCGCCGAGUUGGGCGGCGUCCUCGCCGAGGCGUCGGUGGUUAACCUCGGCAAGAGGGGCGAGAUCGCCACCGGCCUGCCCUUCCUGGACCACAUGAUCGACCAGCUCACCUCCCACUGCCAGCUCGGCGUCUCCGUCGUCGUCUCCAAGGACGGCGUCCCGUGCGUUCCGUGCGUCGACGCGUCGGGCGACGACGACGAGACCGUCGCCGUCGCCGCGGGCUUCGCCCUCGGCCGCGCGCUCGCGCAGAUGCUCGCCCCGGGCAUCGACGCCGUCGCCGAUGGCGCCGUCCCGUCCAACGCGGCCACCGCGGAAUUCGCGUCGCCCCUCGACGAGGCCUACUCGACGUGCGUCAUCUCCCUCACCGUCCCCGGGCAGGGCGCCCUCGCGUUCGACCUCGCGCCCUACGGCCCCGGCGCCGGACGCGAGCGCAUCGGCAAGUACCGAACUAGCCUCACCGAGCCCUUCUGGCGCGCCGUCGUCGAGGCUUCGGGGCUGAGCGUCUCGCUAACGAAGCGGCGCGGCGACAACGCGCACCACAUCGUGGAGGCGACGUUCAAGUCGUUCGCGCGGUGCCUUCGCAAGUGUAUGGACCAGGUGGAGGGGAUCGACGUGACGGAGAUGAACGAGCGGCUGGACGGGGUCACGAGGGCCGCGGGCAAGGCGAGGAGCACGAAGGAGACGACCAUCGACGUGAGGCUCGACCUGGACGGGUCCGCCGCCGCGUCCGCCGUCUCCACCGGGAUCAAAACCCUGGACGCGCUCCUCGGGUCCAUCGCGAACGAGGGCGGCGUGCAGCUGAACGUCGACGCCACCGGGGACCUCUGGAUCGACGACCACCACACCACCGAGGACGUGGCCAUCACGGUUGGGCAGGUUCUGAACGAAUCCCUGGGCGAUAAAGCCGGGUGCAACCGCAUGGGACGCGCGGACGCGAGCGUCCUCGACGGCGAGGACAGCGCGGACGCGGACGCGGCGGUGGUGGAGGUGGUGAUGGACCUGAGCAACAGGCCGUUCCUCGCCAACGGGCUGGAGUUCAGGGACGAGUUCAUCGGUGACUUGAGCGCCGAGAUGAUCGACCACAUGUUCAUGUCCAUCGCGGCCAACGGCCAGAUGACGGUGCACGUGGUGGAGCACAGCAAGGGGAGGAGCGACGCGGACCUCGCGGAGGCGUCCGCGAGGGCCUUCGGUCGGUGCCUGAGGCAGUGCAUCGCGGUGGACCCGAGGCGCGCCGGGCAGGUCGCGAGCAGCAAGGGGACUCUCUCCGUGUGA